This is a messenger RNA of Mercurialis annua (annual mercury), 435 nucleotides long. Its product is annotated as 2S seed storage albumin protein-like. The coding region runs from base 1 to 435 and encodes 144 amino acids. The record is from RefSeq and is a predicted model, not a curated record. NCBI's taxonomy places the organism in Eukaryota, Viridiplantae, Streptophyta, Magnoliopsida, Malpighiales, Euphorbiaceae. The transcript has a single exon. Gene Ontology annotation, molecular function: nutrient reservoir activity.
AUGGCAAACCUUAUUAAUUCUACAGUAUCUCUCAUCGCUGUUCUCUUGGUCAUCACCGCCACUGCAUCCUCUGCAUACAGAACCACCAUCACCACCACGGUCGACGACACCAACCCGAGAGGCGUAAAAGAGCAAUGCCGUGAAGAACUCGAUGAGAAGGACAUGACCGACUGCGCGCUGUACAUGGUAGGACAGACUUUAGAGGGAUCAGAAGAGAAUCCGCAGGGGAAGAAGAUGAUCGAGCAGUGCUGUGACGAAAUAAAGCGAGUACGCCAAGAAUGCCAAUGCGACGCGAUCAAAGCUAUGGGUGAGGAACUACAGGAGCGAGGAUUGCUAGAGAAGGAACAAUAUGAGAGGGCGAUGCAGAGGGCAGGUGCCAUUUCUUCCUCUUGUGGGCUGAGAGAGCGCUGUGAUAUCCGGUCAAUGUUGUUCUAA